Molecule: messenger RNA, 1713 nt
Organism: Bombyx mori (domestic silkworm)
Lineage: Eukaryota; Metazoa; Arthropoda; Insecta; Lepidoptera; Bombycidae
Gene: mRpL4
Product: 39S ribosomal protein L4, mitochondrial
Biological process (GO): translation
Cellular component (GO): ribosome
Molecular function (GO): structural constituent of ribosome
Source: RefSeq, marked provisional
UCGAAAUGUUCUGAAACAUUUUCUGUUGUGUGUAUAAUUAAUAAAAAGUUCUUAAAACAUGGCUUCUAUACUAAUUAAUGCUAUAAAAAGGCUACAUGUAUCUCCUCAAAUCCGCUUAUGUUCGUUGAAUUCAGCCGCCGUUACAACCACUACCGCAAAUAAAACUAUUAACAUUUUAAAAAAGGAAUGGGAGUUUCCACCGCUGUACACCAAACCCAGAGAGGUUUGGAUCGAGAAUUUGGACAGUGUAGAAGAAAAAAAACUCGGCUUAAUCGAAUUACAUCCCAUGGUUUAUGCGGCUCCACCUAGGAUCGACAUAAUCCACAGCAACGUUAUAUGGCAAAGAAAAUAUAGAUGGGUUUCCUGGGCACAUACCAAGACGAGAGCAGAAGUUCGGGGUGGAGGCAAGAAACCGUGGCCACAGAAAGGGUUGGGUCGCGCCAGACAUGGCUCAAUAAGAUCACCCCUAUUUCGUGGUGGAGGUGUAGCCCAUGGUCCUCGCUCAGGCAAAUCGCACUUCUUUAUGCUACCAUUUCAUCUUAGGCUACAUGGCUUAACUACAACACUGUCAGCCAAACUAGCUCAAGAUGAUCUCCAUAUUGUUAAAGAUUUAGAAUUGCCAACAGAUGAAUCACAGUAUUUGGUUGAUCUUAUUGAAAAUAGGAACUGGGGGCCUUCAGUUCUAAUUAUUGACGACACCGACUAUGCACCAAGGAAUAUUACGGCGGCCACAGAUAACUUGUUGCAUGUAAACAUUAUGCCAGUAUACGGACUGAAUGUAUACUCAAUGUUAAAACAUGACACUCUCGUUUUAACUCAAGCGGCUGCUGAAAAAAUUGAAGAGAAACUAUUAUAUCACUUGCACAGUGAUAAUAGAGAAAGGAUGAAGAAAUUCAAAAUAGAUCAAGUUUAGAAUUGAAAAAGUAAAUAAAAUUGAAAAUUUGUGAAAAAGUUUAAGCUAACAGAUGUACGAAAAUUAAAUAAAUGUACUUAAGUGUACAAACAGCUCUGUCCUUUACAUUAGUGUUUAAAAAAGUAGCAAGCUGAAUCUGGUGAUGAAAAGGGAAGUGAAGUAAGCAAAAUGAAGGUUCAUAAUAGAUCUUUUGUGGCACAUGUGAUGAAAAUUACAAUAUUGUAUCAUUUAGUAGAAUAUUUAGAUUUAUAUUAUAAGAGCCAAUUAAAAUUUCAAAUAAAUACACAUUUUUUGUUCAAAUUUAAUUUCCCCUUUCUCAAAAGUUUUUGUUUACUUAUUUAACACUUAAUGAUUUAUUUUUUUAAGCUGACCAAAUUACUUACAAUUUUAAACUCAAUAGCUUAUAUUUUAUGUAAAAUAAACAAUCUUUUUUUUUAAAUUAAUUUUUUAUUCCAUAUGUUGUGUAUUAUUCCAUAGAUGUCACAUUGUACAAAAAAAACCAUCAAAAGCAAAUUAUUAAUCUGGAAUUGAUGGGUUUUAAAACACAAAGGAAAUAAUAUUCCCUUAGUUUAGUCAACUAUUUUCUUCAUUUUUUCCUUUAAUUACAGGCACCUGUAAUUGUAUUUAUAAUUUAGUAUUAGUGAUACAUACAUCUAACCACAGACCGCACUGUCAUAAGAAUUCAAUGGAAAUGUUUGCUUAUUUUAAGCAAAAGUAAAUAUUAGUCUAGAGGGGUAGAAUUAUAUGUAAAAUAAGUAUUUUCCUAAUAUAGUUCUACAAAGUUAUGAAUAAUGUAGAUU